AACAUUUUCAGCCUUCGACUCUUUGGUGGUAGGAUUGUGGUCGUUCAUGGCUACAAACUUGUGAAAGAAGCCCUGGUUCACCAAGGAGAAGACUUCAUGGAUCGCCCAACUAUACCCUUAUUUGAAUCAAUUAUAGGGAAUAAAGGUCUUGUGAUGUCAAAUGGUUAUCCCUGGAAGCAACAGAGGAGAUUUGCUCUUCACACAUUCAGAAACUUUGGUCUGGGGAAGAAGACCCUGGAGUUAUCCAUCCAGCAGGAGUGCCAGUAUCUCACAGAGGCUUUCGCAGAACACCAAGAUGUACAACACAUUACCCUGGCUGAUGAGGUGGCUGCCUGGAUCACACCAGAAAACAUUUACCUUGAUAAAGAAAAUAGCUGAAUUUGUAGAAACUAGGAUCAAAGAACACCUGGAAAACUUUGACCCUUCAUCACCAAGAGACUACAUAGACUCCUUUCUCAUAGAAAUGGGAGAGAAGGAAGAUAAAGAUUCUGGGUUUUACCUUGAAAAUUUGAAGGCUUGCACAAUGGACCUGUUUGGCGCUGGAACUGAAACCACAACUACUACUUUACACUGGGGGCUUUUAUAUAUGAUCCACUACCCUGACAUACAAAAGAAAGUCCAGGCUGAGAUAGAUGCUGUGGUUGGUUCAUCCAGACAGCCGUCUACAAGUGACAGAGAAAACAUGCCGUUUACUGAUGCAGUUAUUCAUGAAAUCCAGAGAAUGGGAAAUAUCAUCCCACUUAAUGUUGUCCACAUGGCAAACAAGAACACAACUCUGGAAAAGUAUUCAAUCCCAAAGGGCACCAAGAUCUUGGCUCCAUUACACUCUGUUCUACACGAUGAGUCUAUGUGGGAAACUCCACAUUCCUUCAACCCUCAACACUUUUUGGACCAGGAUGGAAAAUUUAGGAAGAGGGAGGCCUUCCUUCCCUUUUCUGCAGGUAAGCGUGUGUGUCUUGGGGAGCAGCUGGCCAGGAUGGAGUUAUUCCUGUUUUUCACCUCCCUGCUGCAGAGGUUUUCAUUGUCUGCACCUGCUGGAGAGAAACCCAGUCUGGACUUCAUUUUGGGAGCCACACUCAGUCCCAAACCUUAUCGUCUGUGUGCUGUGCCACGCUAGAGCACGAGUUAUCCUCAACUGAGCAUGUCUGUUUCUCUGCUCUCUCAAUGACUGUCUUCUGCUAUUAUUUUUGAUGUUCAAGAAUGUUAUCUCUCUCUCUCUCUAGUGUAAGUGUAAUAGAAGCAGAAAACCAACUUUAAUAAAGCAACUGACAAAUUCUGAUUUGAUUUGCAAGUGUCUUUACAUUUUAUGACUUGAGAUAACUUAUUGUAAAUUGAUACUAUAAUAAAACUGAAUUAAAACUGACAUGACUUUAAUUCAACAGAGCCAUUUUGUACGGAGUAUAGAGCUAAAAGUGUAGAGACACCACUACACUGUCAGAGUAUAAAGUACAUGCAGCAAUGCAAGAAACUUGUAGAAACUUACCACCUAGGACAAGGAGUCAAGAGAUGUGUUUAAAUAACCCUGUUAAUAAUGGUAUUUCUUCAGGGCACAAUGAUCAUACCUUCACUGUACUCGGUCCUACAGGAUGAGAUGAUGUGGGAAACUCCAUACUCCUUCAACUCGCAACACUUUCUGGACCAGGAUGAUAAAUUUAGGAGGAGAGAGGCUUUCAUUCCUUUUUCUGCAGGUAAACGUUCGUGUCUUGGGGAACAGCUGGCAAAGAUGGAGUUAUUCCUGUUUUUCACCUCCCUCCUUCAGAGGUUUUCAUUUUCUGCACCCGCUGGAGAACAGCCCAGUCUCGAGUUUAGGUUCUGGGGCACACAUUGCCCCAAACCCUUCCGCCUCUGUGCUGUACCAGAGGGACUAUCUUUUACACAAUUCUGGUAACCACAUUUAUCCAGAAAUGUAUAAAGGACAUGUGCCAAAUUCUUUUAUGUAUAAUAUCAUCAAAAUAUUAUUUCAUUUUAAUUUUGUUCUUAACUAAUAGGCCUCUUCAAAAAAUAAUUAUAUAUUAUUAUAUUAUGCCUAUAGGUAUGUUAUUAUACCUAUGUGCCAUAAAAUGCUUUUGACAUUUCAGUGUCUAAUAGAAUCAACUACAUUUUUACAGCUUAGACUUGUGUAAGGACUUAUUUGUGUUAAUGUUGUUUUUUUUGUCUGAGGUUUCAAAGUAUGCUGUAUUGGAUGGCUUAGAGUAUCUUUUACUUUUUAUAUAUUGAGCAACUUUUGAUUUUUUCACUAACUUUUUCUAGUAAUUCUGAAAAGUAGCAUACACAAAGCAACUGUUCUAGCUGUAUGUGUGUGUAAUAUCUAUGCCAUUGUGUGUGUACAAUACAAUAGUCCCUAAAUAAACAAUAAUAAUGAACA
Molecule: messenger RNA, 2365 nt
Organism: Oreochromis niloticus (Nile tilapia)
Lineage: Eukaryota; Metazoa; Chordata; Actinopteri; Cichliformes; Cichlidae
Product: cytochrome P450 2J2
Exons: 8
Coding region: 161-1117 (318 amino acids)
Biological process (GO): xenobiotic metabolic process
Cellular component (GO): intracellular membrane-bounded organelle; cytoplasm
Molecular function (GO): heme binding; iron ion binding; oxidoreductase activity, acting on paired donors, with incorporation or reduction of molecular oxygen, reduced flavin or flavoprotein as one donor, and incorporation of one atom of oxygen
Source: RefSeq, a predicted model, not a curated record